Messenger RNA from Paramisgurnus dabryanus, 1600 nucleotides. Its product is annotated as achaete-scute homolog 1b-like. Gene Ontology annotation, biological process: positive regulation of transcription by RNA polymerase II; regulation of neurogenesis; sensory organ development. Lineage: Eukaryota; Metazoa; Chordata; Actinopteri; Cypriniformes; Cobitidae. Gene Ontology annotation, cellular component: RNA polymerase II transcription regulator complex. The record is from RefSeq and is a predicted model, not a curated record. Gene Ontology annotation, molecular function: RNA polymerase II transcription regulatory region sequence-specific DNA binding; DNA-binding transcription factor activity, RNA polymerase II-specific; protein dimerization activity.
UUGGGAUGCAAAUGAGCGCACAAGCGCGUGCUGGCGCGGUGAAAGCGUCCGAUUGUUUAUUGAGCUCGCGGAGCCACGCGCCCGGCUCGCGGAGCAUCACCCCGCGGGGGCGGAGUCUCGCGCUAGAAGCGUGCGUCUUCAAAGGAGGCGGGGUGUGGAACGCGUGUUGAAAAGGCCGAGGUCUGCCAAAGUUUGUAUCAGAUCGACCACCGAUCCGAGGGGCAGCAGGACUCGGACCGAUAGUCCACGCGAAGGACACGAGAGUCGCGCGUUGCCAGUUUAUUUGUCCUCGCGUGACAAGUUGCGCAACUUUACGAAAGGUUCACCUCGAAAAUGAAUACGCAGUUGACGCAAAGCGAAUGCGCUUUCGGAAACACAGUCGACUUGCAAGAGUGCGCGCUCUCGAGCGCAGACGCGAAGUCCAAGGUGCUGAAAAGACAGCGCUCGAGCUCGCCGGAGCUUUUGCGUUGCAAACGGAGGCUCACGUUUAACGGGUUGGGAUACAGCAUCCCGCAGCAGCAGCCCGUGGCGGUUGCGCGGCGCAACGAGCGCGAGAGGAACCGCGUCAAGCAGGUCAACAUGGGGUUCCAGACGCUGCGUCAGCACGUCCCGAACGGCGCGUCCAAUAAGAAAAUGAGCAAAGUGGAAACGCUGAGGUCCGCGGUGGAGUACAUACGCGCGUUACAGCAGCUGCUCGACGAGCACGACGCGAUCUCGGCCGCGUUUCAGUGCGGCGUUCCGUCACCGACGCUCUCCAACGCAUAUUCCGCGGACCCGGAGUCACCUCAUUCCUCUUACUCCUCAGAUGAUGGGAGUUACGAGCACCUAAGCUCUGAAGACCAAGAGCUGCUGGACUUCACCACAUGGUUUGAUCGGUACUGAUGAGACUUCAUCUACUCCAUCAUUUGGCCUUGGACUCUUUUGUAGGAACUAUACAAAUGCUGCUCUGUUGGCUAGGCAGGCAGCAGUUUGGGGUGCUUUGGCUCACCGGUUAUUGAGGUUCGAACCCCAGUGGGCACCUACAGUGGUGUGCUUGAUCAAAGCACUUAAGUUGCUCCAAAAUGACUUUGCAUUCAAGAUCUGAGUCCAAAGGGGACAGUGCAAAGUUUUCCAAAUAAUCUCCGAAACCAGUAAUCCAGUUUGAGCUGUGCUGGAUGGACUCCAUAAGUGCAAUUGUGGGUAUUAGAUGUUUGGGGCAACCGAUGCUGUUGCUCGAUGAUGUCCUUUAUGUUGUUUUUAUGAAACAAACCUCCCUUGUCAAUUCCAAGAAUGUCAAGCUAAUCGGAUUAUUGAUUAUUUCCUACAACCAACUACCAGGUCUGCUUAAAGACUGAAAUUUGUAUGAUAAGUUUUGUAUUAAUGAAGAUGAAGAUAUAUUUUUGUAAGCGGAGCGCAUGAAAUGUCAACUGCCUCUUUGUGACAAUGAACGCAGCUAGUUUAUUGUAACAAUAACCGUUGAGAUCAAAGUUGUUUUAACACUGGAGAACAAUUGAUCUGUCUGUAUUUAUCAAAAUGAUAUUGUUUAGAUUUACUGUAGGUCUUCCUGUGAAACUAUUGAUGGCAGAUUUUUCAAUGCACUUGUCCAUUUCUAGUAGCCUAC